GAGGAAGUCCGCAGUGCGCCGCUGACUGUGGCGUGACUCGCUCCCGGACUUAGCAGCGCGCGCGUAACGUCCAACGCCUGGGCGCCAACGGUCCCUGCCAACAUGGAAACGGGCCACCACAUGCUGCUGCGCAGCCACUCCAAGAAGCUGCUGGCGGAGCCCAAGUCGCUCAAGUCGCAGACGCAGCCCAAGCUGAGCCAGACGCUGGACGACGACGCCAUGGCCUCCUCCUCCUCCUCCUCGUCCAGCGACAAGCUGCACACGUUCGAGCGCCUGCACGCCGAGGGCUUCGCCUACCUGGCGGACAACUCGUACAUCCGCUCGGGCUACCGGCUGCACUACUCGGCCAAGGAGUGCUUCCUCUCGCUCUUCGAGCUGCACAACGAGACGCUCAACGUCUGGACGCAUAUGGUCGGCUCCUUCAUCUUCCUCAUGCUCAUGCUCUACCUGGCGCUCUCGGGCCACGCGCUGGCGCCCGCCGCCGACACGGCCGCGCUCGCGGGCCUCACUACCCCGCAGGCCUGGUGCGCCAACGGCCAGCCCUGGAUGGAGGCCGGCCACCACACGCCCAGGAUGCUGCUGGCCACAGGCGUGACCGAGCUCUGCCCGCCGCCCACGGGCCGCGUGGCCCCCGCCAAGUACUACGAGGUGGCCAGCGUCAUCUUCGACCACAGUCUGCACCGCCUGCCCAGUCUCGAGCGCUUCCACGCGCUCGUGGAGCAGAACGUGGGCGGCUUCUCGGACUCGGUGGGCGCCCAGAUGGAGCUGCUGCGCAGUGAGCUGGGCGCGCUGUCGGCGCGGCUCGGAGGACACGUGCGCGACGCCCACUCGGAGCAGGUGCGCUCGCUCAAGAUGCAGCUGGACCAGCGCGUCGAGUCUCUGUCGAUGUUCCUGCAGGACGUGGCCAGCCAGGUGGGCGCCGACCUGCCCAUGAAGUACGCGCUGGAGGAGCUGAACGGCGUGGCGGACAGCGUUCGCAACGGACUGCACAUCCUGGCGAGCGCGGAGGGCCCGCACGACGUUCCCCACUGGCCGAUCUUCGCGUUCAUGGCCAGCGCCGUCGUCUGCCUCACGUGCAGCGCCACGUUCCACCUCAUGUUCGUGAUCAGCCGACCGGCCUACAUGUUCCUGUCGCGGCUGGACUACGCCGGCAUCACGAUCCUGAUCGCCGGGUCCUUCUACCCCAUGAUCUACUACUCGUUCUACUGCCACCCGUGGCUGCGCACCGCCUACCUGGCGUCCAUCUCGACCAUGGCCGCGCUCACCUUCACUGUGGCGCUCAUGCCGGUGUUCAGCACGCCCAAGUUCCUCGUGGCGCGCACGUGCAUCUUCCUGGCGCUGGGCUUCUUCGGCGUGGUCCCGGUCACGCACCUGGUGUGGCACUUCGGGCUCUUCGACCCGCACGUGACAGUCAUGAUCGGGCCGCUGCUGCUCAUGGGGCUGCUCUACACGAGCGGCGCCAUCAUCUACGCCACCAAGUUCCCGGAGCGCUUCUACCCCGGGCGCUUCGACCUGUGGUUCUCGAGCCACCAGCUCUGGCACAUUUGCGUCGUGGCCGCCGCGCUCGUGCACUUCGCCAACGCGCUGCAGCAGUACGAGUGGCGCUGGAACACGCAGUGCGAAGCAUAG
Messenger RNA from Phytophthora sojae, 1629 nucleotides. RefSeq lists its product as hypothetical. The transcript has a single exon. The record is from RefSeq and is a predicted model, not a curated record. Gene Ontology annotation, molecular function: signaling receptor activity. The coding region runs from base 103 to 1629 and encodes 508 amino acids. Lineage: Eukaryota; Oomycota; Peronosporomycetes; Peronosporales; Peronosporaceae. Gene Ontology annotation, cellular component: membrane.